Closterium sp. Naga37s-1 is the source of this 1854-nucleotide messenger RNA. The record is from the annotation of a GenBank genome assembly. NCBI's taxonomy places the organism in Eukaryota, Viridiplantae, Streptophyta, Zygnematophyceae, Desmidiales, Closteriaceae.
AUGAGCGCAGUUUGUUCACCAUGUCAUGGCGCCUCCGCUCCCCGUCCGCCAACACUCGCGGCUGCCGCAUUCUCCGCCGCACCACACUGCGCGCUUACCGUAGGCCGUCCGUCGCUCCCGGGCUCUCUCUUCCUCCGCCCCCGACUCUCCGCGCCUCGCCAACCUUGCCUCCGCCCAUCCCGCCCCUUCCGCGCACCUCCUCCCGCUGCUGCGCUCGACGGCGUGGGUUCGGUGUACGGGCAACUCGCGGACGCGCUGCUGCACGGGGUGCCGCUGGGCAUGGACGUGACUAUAGCGAGCGUGCAUCACGAGGUGGCGCAGCUCGCGGCGUCCGCAGGCAUUCCGCUGGACGACCCCGUGGCUCUGCGCGAGUGGAUCGCGUCCGUCGCGCUGCUGCUGGCGUACGCCUCCGCGCCGCCCUCCGGCCCCAUGGGCCUCCUCGACUUCCUCGUCGCGCCCCUCCAUACCGUCACUUUCAGGCGGUUCUCCCCCUCGGAGGUGCGCGUGGGGCGGCAGCUGGGGCACGGCAACUUCGGCGUGGUCUACGAGGCCACCGUCGCCGGGCCGCGCGGGCAGCCGCAGCGCGUGGUGGUGAAGCGCAAGGCGGCGGGCGCGGGCGCGGACGAGAUGCAAGACGUGGAGCUGUUCAUGAACCACCGGCUGCAGGUGAGGUGUGAUGAACCACCGGCUGCAGCGCACGGUGCCAGGAGUGGCGGCCAAGUUCCUGGGGACGAUGGAGGUGCAGCCGGGGAACAAGCUGCAGGAGGUGAGUCGUCACGUGCUCGCCACCGCAUGCCACCGCACUCGCUCCCACACCUCUCGUUUCCCACCCUUCACCCCCUCAUUCCCCCCAUUCUUCCCCUCAGAUCCCAACCUUCUCCUCAUUCCCCCCAUUCUUCCCCCUCAUCCCCCCCCCUUCUUCCCCUCAGCCCCCCCCCCCCCCCUUCUCGCCCUCAUUUCCCCCCCUUCUCCCUCUCAUUUGCCCCACUGCUCCCCUUCAUUUCCCCUCCUGCUCCUUCUCACUUCCCCCACUGGUUCCCCUCAUUUCCACCCUUGCCGCCUCUCACUUCCGACCUUGCUCACUCUCAUUUCCCCCCUUGUUCCAUCUCAUUUCGCCCCCUGCUCUCACUGACAUAUUCCCCUUCUCCCUCUCACUUCGCCCCCUGCUCACCCUCAUUCCAGCCCUUCUCCCAAUCAUUUCCCCCCUUGCUCCUCUCAUCUCCCCCCCUUCUCCCUCUCAUUUCCCCCCUUGCUCCUCUCAUCUCCCCCCUUUCUCCCUCUCAUUUCCCCCCUUGCUCCUCUCAUCUCCCCCCCUCCUCCCUCUCAUUUCCCCCCUUACUCCUCUCAUCUCCCCCCCUUCUCCCUCUCAUUUCCCCCCUUGCCGCCUCUCACUUCCACCCUUGCUCACUCUCGCUUCCCCGCUUCCCUCUCACUUCCACCCUUGCUCACUCUCGCUUCCCCGCUUCCCUCUCACUUCCACCCUUGCUCUCUCGCUUCCCCGCUUCCCUCUCACUUCCACCCUUGCUCACUCUCGCUUCCCCGCUUCCCUCUCAUUUCCCUCCUUCACCCCUUCAUUUCCCCCCCUUCUCCCCUUAUUUUCCCCACCUUGCUCCCCUUCAUUUCCCCCGCUUCUCCCCUAAUUUUCCCCACCUUGCUCCCCUUCAUUUCCCCCCCUUCUCCGCUUAUUUUCCCCACCUUGCUCCCCUUCAUUUCCCUCCCAGCUCUGGCAUAGCCCCACUGCCCUCCCGUCCUUUUCAUCUUCCCUCCCUUACAGGGUGGAUCCCUUGCAAAAUACUGCCCCCCACUCCCUCCCUUUCAUUCUCCCUUCCACGCUCUCCCAUCGCCAUGCCUUAA